This is a messenger RNA of Sebastes umbrosus (honeycomb rockfish), 4095 nucleotides long. It is a transcript of the gene nfkb2, whose product is annotated as nuclear factor of kappa light polypeptide gene enhancer in B-cells 2 (p49/p100). The record is from RefSeq and is a predicted model, not a curated record. The transcript has 24 exons. Gene Ontology annotation, biological process: cellular response to stress; inflammatory response; canonical NF-kappaB signal transduction. NCBI's taxonomy places the organism in Eukaryota, Metazoa, Chordata, Actinopteri, Perciformes, Sebastidae. Gene Ontology annotation, molecular function: RNA polymerase II cis-regulatory region sequence-specific DNA binding; protein binding; DNA-binding transcription factor activity, RNA polymerase II-specific. Gene Ontology annotation, cellular component: cytoplasm. The coding region runs from base 230 to 2974 and encodes 914 amino acids.
AAAGUUCCCCUUUCCAACUGAUUUUAUUUUGAAAAGCUCAUACAGGAAGUAGCCUCAGGUGUGUUGCUGCUGUUCUGGUGGUUGUUGAGUUGAGUUGAGUGUUUUUCGAGGAAGCAGGCGGUCAGAGCUGACAGACAGGAAAAAACCCGGGAGAAAGGAAGACCAGAUCAGCCUCCUCUUCCUCCUGCAGGGAGCUGAGCCUUCAUCAUCACCUUUAUCAGUGUCAGUCAUGGCGGGAGCCCUCAGGAUGACUGAAGCUCCGUUCAUCAACGUCUACGACAACGAACUGCAGAUGAAUUUGAUGCCGUAUGACUACAUUCCUCCAGUGGACAUAAAGACUGAACCCUACAUACCUGAGACAGCUCAUGGUCCUUACAUUCAAAUCAUCGAGGAGCCCAAACAGAGGGGCUUUCGUUUCCGUUAUGAGUGUGAGGGUCCAUCCCACGGCGGGCUCCCAGGGGCCUCCAGCGAGAAGAACAGGAGAACCUACCCGACCGUGAAGAUUAAUAACUACGUGGGUCACGCCCGGGUGGAGGUCCAGCUGGUGUCCCACUGUGAUCCUCCUCGUGUUCACGCUCACAGUCUGGUGGGACGUCACUGCACCGAGAACGGCACCUGCACGAUCGACGUCGGCCCCAACGACCUCACAGCCUCAUUCAGUAACCUGGGGAUCCUACAUGUGACCAAGAAAGGUGUGGUGGAGGUUCUGAGCCGGAGGCUGAGGGACGAGAGGAAGAGACUGAAAGGAGCUCACUGUCAUAUCACAGAUUCAGAGGAAAGCGGUCUCCUGAAGGAGGCCAAGGAGCUGGGGAAGGUGAUGGACCUGAACAUCGUCAGGUUAAAGUUCACCGCCUACCUGCAGGACAGCAACGGAGGGUUCACCAGAGGGCUGAAACCCGUCGUCUCCAACCCUAUCUACGACAGCAAGUCACCGAACGCUUCCAACCUGAAAAUCUCUCGGAUGGAUAAGACGUGCGGCUCGGUGCUCGGAGGAGACGAGAUCUUCCUGCUCUGUGAUAAAGUCCAGAAAGAUGACAUCGAGAUCCGUUUUUACGAGGAGGACGACGAGGGAGGCUGGGAGGCGUACGGUGAUUUCUCGCCUACCGACGUACACAAACAGUACGCCAUCGUGUUCAAAACGCCGCCCUAUCACAGCGCAGAGAUCGAGCGGCCCGUCACCGUCUUCCUGCAGCUGAAGAGGAAAAAGGCCGGCGACAGCAGCGACCCCAAACAGUUCACCUACAUACCGCACGUACAAGACAAAGAGGAGGUGAUGAGGAAAAAGCAGAAGCCGCUGCCUCACUAUGAACCCUGGAGAGGAGGAAGAGGUGGAGGAGCCGGGGGAUUUGGAGGAGGAGGAGCUGGAGGAGGAGGAGGAUUCCAGUUCAACCAGCAGAUGAAUGGAGGAGGAGGAGGAGGAGGAGCAGGAGGGACGGGAGGAGUUUUCUUCAGUGGCUUCUCAGGCUUCAGUGGAGGGGGAGGAGGAGGAGGAGGGGCUCAGAUGUCAGGCUCCACCCCUCAGACCGGGGUUACCCAGCAACAGACAGGAGGACAGACGGGAGGACAAACAGCAGGACAGACAGGAGGACAGACUGGCUCGCCACUACAACAGCAGCUGUUUCAGAUCGCCGCCGCCCUCCACAACAGAGCCUCUCAGAGCGCCAGACAGACGGCUGCUGCCCUGCUGCAGUAUUGCAGCACCGGGGACGCCCGGGUCCUUCUGGCAAUCCAGAGACAUCUCUGUGGCGUCCAGGACGGCAACGGAGACACUCCUUUGCACCUGGCCAUCAUCCAUCAGCAGACAAGUGUGAUCCAGCAACUGAUCCACACCCUGCUCAGCAGCCAGCAGCAAAACAUCCUCAACACAGCCAACCACCUCCGACAGACUCCGCUCCACCUGGCGGUGAUCACCCGGCAGGUGAAGGUGGUGGAGGUGCUGCUGAGGGCGGGGGCCGACCCCAGCCUGCUGGACAAAGACGGCCGCAGUCCCCUCCACCUGGCGGCGCUGGCCGGAGACACCGCCACGCUGCGCCCAAUGCUGGCUCACCUGGGAGAACGCCACGCCCACCUGGUCAACACCCCUGACUACCACGGUCUCCAUCCUCUCCACCUGGCCGUGAGGAGGGACGGCGAGCGCUGCCUCCGCCUCCUCGUGGAGGGCGGAGCCAAAAUCAACGCACCUGAGCAGAAGAGUGGAAACACCGCCCUCCACCUGGCCGUAAGGGAAAACCUGUUCAAGGUGGCCUGCACUCUCAUCACAGAGUUGAAGGCGGACGUCAACGCCAGCACGUUUGGAGGAAACACAGCUCUCCACCUGGCGGCCAGUGUGGGCUCCCCGACCCUCUGCUCCAUGCUCAUCGCUGCAGGCGCUGAUAAAAACGUGGAGAACGACGAGCCGCUCUUCUUCAGCUCCUCCUCAGACGAAGAGCCGGACGAAGACGAGCCAAUCAGAGAGCGGGAAGCCGCCUCACAGCCAAUCAACCCUCGCAAGAGACCUGCAGGAGGACACACCCCCCUGGACCUCGCCAAGUGCCAAAAGGUGAGGAACCUGUUGAACUCGGGUCAGAGUCCUAAGUCGAGUCGUCCCAGCAGUAAGAAGAUGAGGGCGAGCAGCAGUGAAGAGGCGGAGUCUUCGGGGCUGAACGAGGACACGCUGUCCCGGCUGGUGGAGGUGCUGAGUGUCGGAGACGUUCCCUGGAGGAAACUGGCGGAGAAGCUGGGGAUGAUGACGCUGACUAACCUUUACGUGGACAGUCCGACGCCGUGCCACCAGCUGCUGAAGCACUACCAGCUGGGUGGAGGUCCAGUCGAAGGUCUGGUUGAAGCUCUUCAGUCUCUCGGUCUCACAGAAGGAGUCCGACUGCUGAGAAACACCGAGCUACGAGACGACAAACACAGCACAGACGCCACGGUCGACAGCGGCUUCGGCAGCCAGCCAAUGGAAGAAGAGGAGCCGCCUGUGGCCAAUCAGUGAUGAGCAGGAGACAAAAUCCCCUCUCGAGCAGCUUCAGGAACGUCAUCGGGACUCUGCAGAGGAACCGGGACUCUGCGGAAGAACCGGGACUCUGCGGGGGAAUCGGGACUCUGCGGGGGAAACCGGGACACUGCAGGGGAACCGAGACUCUGCAGGGGAACCGGGACUCUGCAGGGGAACCGGGACUCUGCAGGGGAACCAGGACUCACUCUGCAGAACUGGACUUUAAUUAGCAGACUGACAGCAGAGACUCUGAUGCUUCUACUCCCAGCUGAGUUGGACUCUGUUUGUUUACGUGCAGAGGAGACGAAGGCUGCAUUCUACACGGACACAGAGAUUAAUACACAACAUGUUACUUCAUAGGAAUUUGAGCGUUUUACCAAAAAAAGCCUUUUAAAGUUUUAAAAACUGAUUUUAAUUUUAUGUUUUUAAAGUGGCAACAGACAACCUCCUCCAGUGUUUCCAGGUGGUAUUAUUGUUGGCGCCGCUGUCACAAAGACAACCGUAUCUCUCUCCGUUACUACUAGCGACAAAUUUAGUGACCUAUUGAGACCAUCAGCUUUGUUCAAUCAACAUUUACUUCAUAAUGAGUUAAAGCUAAAAAGGUGUCUAUUGCCACUUUAAAGAAACAAACAGUGGGUUUGAAAUGGAUUAUUUCACCGUGAGGCUGCAUCAUAGUUAUACAAGUGUCUGUUUGUUUGUAUUAAUUUAUAUUUUGUUUUUAUUAAAUAGAGCUUAGUGGGCUGUGAAUUUUCUGACGGACAAUUUAGAGUCCUUGAAUUUCACCUUGAAAGUCCUUAAAAACUUUAGCCGGCUGCAGAGAAUUAUUUUUAUGAUAAUCAAUUACCUGUUGAACACAUUUUAUAAAGAAUUAAAGAAAGUGAAACGUUAGCUGUAAAUCUGUGUUGUGUUGUGUGUUACCUCGAGCCGAUCUGCUCCUUCAUCUUGUAGGAAAGCGGUGGGAUUUCAGAUUCAUCUGUCCGGACUGGAACGCAGCACGUCUCACCUGUUAUCGGUUUCUCUGUUUAUCAAUACUUUAAUCUCAUUGAUGCCGGGUAAGAAAAAGGUUUUAAAUGUUAUGAAUGACAAAAACAAUAAAUACUCAUUGUAAGUAAAAAUGA